AUGGCUUCAACAUUAUCAUCCAAGAUCCAGCGCUCAGCUGUGCUCUUGUCCUCCACUGCCGCCAGAACCCCAGCGCGCAGUGCCGCCCCAGCCUCGGCCUUCCACCGAGCUAUCUCCGCAAGAGGCCUGGUCACUUCACCCCAGACUCGAGUCCUCAAGCCUCUGGCACAACCAUGCACCUUGCAAACCAAGCCAUCCCCGAGCAAGAGCUUCCAAGUCCAGACGCGGUCGCAGAGCACGAAAACGGAUAAGUUCCGACAAUGGGGCUUCGAAGAAAUCACCGCCGCACUUCCCUCGGGACAGAAUACACCGACGCACAAGCCCAUAAUCCUUAUCGAUGUGCGCGAGCCUGCUGAGUUGACCGGAACCGGUAUUAUCCCCUCGGCGGUUUGUAUCCCGUUGGCGUCGCAGCCGGAUGCUAUGUACUUGACCCCAGACGAGUUUGAGACUCGCUUUGGGUUUGCUAAGCCUGAUCCUGCGGAGGGGGAGGGCGAGCCGGCGCAGAUGGUUUUCUACUGUAAGGCUGGUGUGCGGGCGAGGGCGGCGGCGCAGAUGGCUGUUCAGGCUGGGUAUGAUCCUGAGACCGUGGGAGUUUAUGAUGGCAGUUGGCUGGAUUGGGAGAGGAAGGGGGGUAAGGUUGAGAAGUGGGAGGGAGGGGAUUUCUAA
Messenger RNA from Penicillium paradoxum, 666 nucleotides. RefSeq names its product rhodanese-like domain-containing protein. The coding region runs from base 1 to 666 and encodes 221 amino acids. The transcript is spliced from 2 exons. Gene Ontology annotation, molecular function: thiosulfate-cyanide sulfurtransferase activity. The record is from RefSeq and is a predicted model, not a curated record. Gene Ontology annotation, cellular component: mitochondrion. NCBI's taxonomy places the organism in Eukaryota, Fungi, Ascomycota, Eurotiomycetes, Eurotiales, Aspergillaceae.